Molecule: messenger RNA, 1292 nt
Organism: Ceratitis capitata (Mediterranean fruit fly)
Lineage: Eukaryota; Metazoa; Arthropoda; Insecta; Diptera; Tephritidae
Exons: 4
Coding region: 260-1186 (308 amino acids)
Source: RefSeq, a predicted model, not a curated record
UAAAAAUUUCGAUUUCAGUCAACGUGCGAACGCGUAGCGAGAAAGAGUUCCACCAGCGGUACUAUAAAACACACACAGACUCCAGCAGCUUGGCGCACCACACACAUUCGCUGAUAUCUGCCUCAACAAAUGCGGCAAGUGGCGUGAACGUCAACUGCCACCACCACAGCAGCCGCAAGAGAAAAAAGCAACGCUAAAGAUUUGCCAUAAAUGCCGAUGCAGUUCAGCAACAAAGCAGCCAUACGACCCGCAGACCCAGAUGAAUGCCCCACUGAAAAUGUUGUAUCGAGACGCCAAAGGCAUUAUGUUUUCGGUUGUUUUUAGUAUUUGGCUAAUGUGCUGUUGUUUACCCAGCGCUGAGCCACUAGUUGUGCCACAGGAACUGCCCUCCAUACUAUCGCUUAUCUAUUCCAAUAUACCGCCCAUCAAGAAAGGCACCGACUCGCGUCUCGGUUUUGGUUUUCGACUCGGCAAUCAUGCUGAUUUCCAAGUGCUACUCGAGCUGGGUCCACAAAAGAACACACGCCCGAUCGGCGAAGAUGCCGACUCGGAGAAUUCUUUCAAUAAACGACAAGUGAACAAAGCACAUCGGGAUUAUCUGCGUCGCAAGCAGGCACAAGAAGCCUUUAAACAACUUAGCAGUACCUUAACUACAACAACUACAACAACAGAGCCCACAGCCAACAAUUGGCUGGAGAGUUGGUCCAAUGCCAUGCAUGCAAAUGUGAAAAGUGACAGCAAAGGCGAUAGUGCGUCCAGAAAAAAAUCAGCGAACCCGUUGAAGAAGCAGCAGCAGCAGCAGCAGCAGCAGCAAUUAGUGAAAAUCAACUCAACACCAUCUGCCAACGCACCCGACCAAUCUAUGAUGCAAUUGCAAAUGCUCUACCAAAUGGCCACCAGUAGCAGUAGUACGACUACAAGUUCAACCUCGGCGCCGCCACUUGAAUUGCAGGCUGCUACUGAGACGCCGGUUACAAUUGUCACGCCAGUGUCACAACACCAACGGCUACGUCCAACAUUUGUACCAUACAAAGGGGGGCCAUUGAAUUUGGGCGGUCCAUUUGGUUUCACGCCACGUCCAGUAGAGGAGUUGGCUUUGCAAAUACUACAACAGAGUGAAAAGAAAUCAAAGAGUGAGAUAACCAAGGAGUUAAUGGAUGUCAGUUUAGAGGCGGAAGGGCAGUAGCUGGGAGCUAAACGAAUGGGACAAAAAAAAAACUUUUGUAAAUACUUUUUUAUUAGUUAAAAAAAACGAUUGUAAAUAAAAGAAAUUAUUUAAGGUGAUCAAAACG